CAUGAAUUCGCGAUGUCGGAACGCUCCUACUCAUGCGUAGCCUGUGCCAGGCGCAAGGUCAAGUGCGACAAGCUGAAGCCGUGCUCGAGCUGCUCCAGAUCGCGAGCUGCUUGCAUCUAUCGAGCCCCCGUGCCUUCGCAGAGGCACCGAAGGCGAUUGACGCAAGGCGAUUUUCUAUCUAAGAUCCAGGAGUUGGAAUCGAUUCUCGACAGCCAUGGGAUUCCGUUUGAAGCUCUGGGCAACUCGUGGGUCCGCUCUCACUGGGAGGAGAAGCUCGUCGAAGGUCGCCAGACGCAGGCAAUCCCUGAACCCACGGCUUCCAUCGAUACCACCAUACUCGAGUCACACCCCAAUCCCAAGCACGUUUUCAAGCUCUGGCAGGCUUUUGCAGACAACGUCAACCCAUUGGCUAAAGUCAUCCACGCACCUACUCUUCAGCAGAAGAUUCUUGAGGAAGCUUGGACAGUGGAAUCGGUAGCAAAACCACUCGAGGCUACCAUGUUCGCCGUGUACGCGCUGGCCAUUAUCUCAAUGAAACCAGCCAUCUGCAUUGACUUGUUUGGGGAAACGAAGUCGGUGCUUGUGAACCGGUAUCGCACGGGAGCGCUGCGAGCCCUAUCCGACACCAAUCUGUUCUCAACCCGGGACAUAGCGGUCUUGCAAGCUUUGACUCUUGUCAUGAUGAUUGAUCUUCAGUCCGACUUUACCACCACGGCAGUCGCGGUGGCUAUGCGUAUCGCUCACAAACUGGGUCUACACCGUGCCGCUGAAGACCCUCGUAUACCCUUCUUCGACCAGGAGAUGCAGGUCCGCUUGUGGUGGUACAUCCGCGGCCUCAACUCGCGCGUCCGUCGGGGCAUGGGCCUGCUAUCGACGAUUGACGAUCUAGGUGAUGUGCGUCUUCCCAUGAAUAUCAACGAUGCGGAUUUGCAUCCGCUCAUGGAGAAGCCACCCGCGGUCCAACACACAGCGGCCACGGAGAUGGUUUAUUGCCUCAUGAAAUACGACCUGUGGAACUUUGUGCGGAAAUCGUCCAGCUUUACCGAUGGCAUCGAUCCUAGAGAAAAAGCAGCGCAAUUGAUCACAUCGACGAGCGCCGAGAGCAUGGCAAAGAAGAAACAGGUGGUCGCUGAAGUGGACCGUAUGCUCCAAGAGAAGUAUCUUGCCCACCUCGACCCGAGCAUACCUUUGCAUCAGCUCUCGGCAGCUCUGGCAGGCCUUACCGUCCAUAAUCAACGGUUCUUGAUGUUCCACCCCCGCCACCAGCCUAAAGGAGGUCGAUGCAUGUCCCAAGCCGAUCAAGAUCUCGUCUUCGAGAGCAGUGUCAAGCUGAUGGAGUUGAACUGUGGAGUGCACAACACAAACUUCUCGACCAAUCUAGUGGACCACAUGGUAUGUCGGACGCAAGCGGAUGCCCUGGUGUACAUGGUUAGUGAGCUUCGGCAGAGGACGAGCGGCGCCCUAGUUGAGACUGCCUGGACUCUUGUCGAGGAGGUAUACGGACACCAAUCCUUGAUGCCGCCAUGUAAUGCAGAGUUCUUCGCUGCACUGGCCGAUCUGGUUCUACAAGCUUGGGAAGCGCGCUGGAAGGCGCUCAGUAGAGUAGGGCCUGUGCCCAGGUUCAUUACGACGUUACAGGCAUCGAAGAAGGGGGCAGAGACUAUGGAAGGUUCAGCGGCGGAUGUGGAAGAACUUCAGACUGGGCGCAUGGCUGACUUUAUUCAAGACGCGCCUCUGGACUGGACAUACUGGAAUGACUUGUUCCAGCCAUAA
This is a messenger RNA of Trichoderma citrinoviride, 1773 nucleotides long. RefSeq lists its product as hypothetical. NCBI's taxonomy places the organism in Eukaryota, Fungi, Ascomycota, Sordariomycetes, Hypocreales, Hypocreaceae. The record is from RefSeq and is a predicted model, not a curated record. Gene Ontology annotation, molecular function: zinc ion binding; DNA binding; DNA-binding transcription factor activity, RNA polymerase II-specific. The transcript is spliced from 3 exons. Bases 13 to 1773 code for a protein of 586 amino acids. Gene Ontology annotation, biological process: regulation of DNA-templated transcription; DNA-templated transcription.